Molecule: messenger RNA, 1440 nt
Organism: Emys orbicularis (European pond turtle)
Lineage: Eukaryota; Metazoa; Chordata; Testudines; Emydidae
Gene: GSK3A
Product: glycogen synthase kinase 3 alpha
Exons: 11
Coding region: 1-1440 (479 amino acids)
Biological process (GO): regulation of neuron projection development; insulin receptor signaling pathway; negative regulation of canonical Wnt signaling pathway
Cellular component (GO): axon; nucleus; cytoplasm
Molecular function (GO): ATP binding; protein serine/threonine kinase activity
Source: RefSeq, a predicted model, not a curated record
AUGAGCAGCGGCAGCGCCGGCCCCUCCCGGCCCCGGACCAGCUCCUUCGCCGACGCCGCCGGGGGCGGGGCCCCCCCCGGCCCCGGAGCCCCCGCCCCGCCCGGACCGCCCCCGGGGGCCGCGCCGGGCGCCAAGGCGGGGGCGGCGGGGCCCGGGCCGGGGGGGGGCGGCGGCGGCGUCGGGCCCUUCCCGCCGGGCCUGAAACUCGGCCGGGCCAGCGGAAAGGGCAGGGCUGGGGGGUCCCUGGCCGUGGCUCUAAACCCCCCCACAUCCCCAGGGGACAGCGGGAAGGUGAGCACGGUGGUGGCCACGCCCGGCCAGGGCCCGGAGCGCCCCCAGGAGGUCUCCUACUCGGAUAUCAAGGUCAUCGGGAAUGGUUCCUUCGGCGUGGUCUAUCAGGCCCGCCUGGCCAACUCUGGGGAGCUGGUGGCCAUCAAGAAAGUGCUGCAGGACAAGCGCUUCAAGAACCGGGAGCUGCAGAUCAUGCGCAAGCUGGAUCACUGCAACAUCGUGCGGCUGCGCUACUUCUUCUACUCCAGCGGGGAGAAGAAGGACGAGGUGUACCUGAACCUGGUGCUGGACUUCGUGCCCGAGACGGUGUACCGCGUGGCACGCCACUUCACCAAGGCCAAGCAGCCCAUCCCCGUCAUCUAUGUCAAGGUGUACAUGUACCAGCUCUUCCGCAGCCUGGCCUACAUCCAUUCCCAGGGGGUCUGUCACCGUGACAUCAAACCCCAGAACCUGCUGGUGGACCCCGACACCGCCGUGCUCAAGCUGUGCGACUUCGGCAGUGCCAAGCAGCUGGUGCAGGGCGAACCCAACGUCUCCUACAUCUGCUCCCGCUAUUACCGCGCCCCUGAGCUCAUCUUCGGGACCGACUACACAUCCAACAUAGAUAUCUGGUCAGCGGGCUGCGUCCUGGCCGAGCUGCUGCUGGGUCAGCCCAUCUUCCCUGGGGACAGUGGAGUGGACCAGCUGGUGGAAAUCAUCAAGGUGCUGGGGACGCCAACGCGGGAGCAGAUCCGGGAGAUGAACCCCAACUACACAGAGUUCAAGUUCCCCCAGAUCAAAGCACACCCCUGGCUGAAGGUGUUCAAGCCGCGCACCCCGCUGGAGGCCGUCUCGUUGUGCAGCCGCCUGCUGGAGUACACGCCCGCCACCCGCCUCUCCCCGCUGGAGGCCUGCGCCAACGCCUUCUUCGACGAGCUGCGGGAACCCAGCGCCCGCCUGCCCAGCGGGCGUGACCUGCCCCCCCUCUUCAACUUCAGCCCUGUGGAACUGGCCAUCCAGCCCUCGCUCAACCCCUCGCUCAUCCCGCCCCACCUACGGGCCCAGACCAGCUUGCUAGGGUGCGCGCCCGGCACCCCUGCCACACACGGUGCUGACAGGAGCCAGCCAACACCGGGGGACGGCGCGGGACCCAUCGCCAACGCGUCCUGA